UCGUAAGUUUUAUAAACAAUGCUAUACAUACAUUACCGAGUACUCGUCUUGGUAAACGUGCUGCACGGACCUGUAUCAAUCAUGAACCUCUUUAGUAUUCCCAGAUGGCACGAAGCUUGAUGCUGUAGUUCAUCCGACCGCCUGCCGCCUUCUGUCAUCAGAUCUUUACCAGGGCAUUCACCAACAAGCAACUAAAAUUACAGGCAUAAUCGAGACGCGCAUUGCUUAAAAGGUGGAUCGACUGAAAGGAUCAAGUCGGCUUUAAAGAAAUACAAAGAUGGGAAAAUCGAACAUACAAGAUGUUAAACAAGGAUCGUUUUGGAGGGCAUGCAUCGGUGAACUUCUUGGGACAUUGUUUUUAGUGUUAGUUGGAUGUGGAUCAUGUCUGGAUGCAAACAGCUCGACAGUCCAGAAGGCACUUGGGUUUGGCUUGAGUGUGGCAACAAUGGCUUGGAUUCUGUCCAACGUCAGUGGAUGCCAUAUUAACCCCGCUAUCACGCUUCCCAUGGUUGUCACACGUAAAGUGACAAUUGUCCGGGGAUUAUUUUACAUCAUCGCCCAAAUAGCCGGUGGAGUGAUCGGGGCGGCAAUUCUUAAAGGCCUCAUCCCAAGUCAAUAUCACGGGGCCCUUGGGGCAACUGGACUAUCCCCAAAAGUCACCGUUGCCCAGGGUUUUGGAAUCGAGUUCAUGAUUACAUUCGUAUUGGUGUUUACAGUGUUUGCCUCAUGUGACGGAAAGAGAAAUGACUUUAACGGAUCGACUCCACUUUCUAUUGGACUGUCCAUCACUAUGUGUCAUGUUUUUGCCGUUCCAUUCACAGGUGCAAGCAUGAAUCCCGCAAGGUCAUUUGGACCCGCUGCCGUCAUGAAGUCGUUCCCUAACCACUGGGUUUAUUGGGUUGGACCACUCCUUGGGGGACUAGUCGCUGGCCUUCUCUACGAUUUCAUCUUUGCCGCAAAUGCGUCCGUUGAGAAACUGAAAGCCUGCUUUACGGAAAGGGAUUACGACAAUGAUAAAUUCCCGAAAGAUGGCGUAACAGCUCUCAAUGGAUCUCCAUCUGAAUUAAAAAAGAUUGAAACAGAAUAAACAAUAUAUGAUGCAAAAAGCCUUGGCAUGGCUCAUGUAUUGUAUGGACAAUUGCAAUUUAUUCAAGUGCCAAGUUUUAUUAGUAUAGUGCUUUAAAUGGUAAAUCCAUAACAUUUUGAAAGUGUUUCGAAUUUCUAUUAACAACAACAUAAGUAGUAUUCUUGCCGAUACUACUUUUAGACGUUCACAAUAUAAUGAGAAUUGUAUCAGUAUGUUACAUUCAAUUAUUGAAUGGUGCAAUUAGAUUGGUACUUUUGCUUAUUAUUAAGGUAUCUGCAUUUAUCAAUUAAAAUAAUGUUCAGCUUUAACUUCUGUAAAUGCGCUUAUGUAUAAUUAAGGAUUUAUGUAAAAAAA
This is a messenger RNA of Owenia fusiformis, 1441 nucleotides long. The record is from the annotation of a GenBank genome assembly. NCBI's taxonomy places the organism in Eukaryota, Metazoa, Annelida, Polychaeta, Sabellida, Oweniidae.